AAACCAGAAGUUAUGAUGGAGACAGCGCCCACCGCUGAUUUAGUUUAUCAGGGAAUAUGUACACUUUACCACAAUCAGAAUCCCAAAGAAAAGGAAAAGGCCAACAAAUGGCUGGAAGAAUUUCGAAAAUCGAUUUACUCCUGGACAAUAGCUGAUGAAUUGCUGCAACAAAAACGGGACAUGCCUUCGUGUUAUUUUGCGGCCCAGACAAUGCGCAACAAAAUACAAAAUUCAUUCAAUGAAUUGCCAAUGAAUUCACACGAAUCGCUGAGGGAUUCUUUGAUUGCACACGUAGGACAAAUCACCAACGAGACGGAUUCAAUUAUUGUGACACAAUUGUGCUUGGCCGUGGCGGAUUUGGCCCUGCUGAUGGCAUCGUGGAAACAACCGAUUAUAGAUUUAUUGGAUAUGCUUUCACCACAACCUCAAUCCGUGUGGCCACUGCUGGAAAUUUUAACCUUACUACCGGAGGAAAUAGACUCACGAUAUUUACGCCUGGGGGCAAAUCGUCGUGAAGAAAUCCACAAACAAUUGGAUGCGGCAGCCCCCAAAGUUAUGGACUUCCUUUGUGUGUGUAUGCAGCAACAGCAACAUGCAGGUGGUGAAAGUGUGGCACAUGAGAAAAUUAUUAACUCAAUACUGCGCUGUUAUUGUUCAUGGGUGGCCAUUCAGGCUAUACCCCUACAACAGGCAGCACAAAAUCCCUUAACUCAACAAGUCUUUCAGUUACUUAGCAUUGAGAAUACAUCCAGAAAACUACACGAUUCGUCCACGGAAUGUCUGUGUGCUCUCCUGAGUUGUAUGGAGGCGAACAGUGGUCGUGAUACCCUGGAUCCUCAACUUAAAAUGCAAAUUUUUAAUGCCGUCUUUAUGCUGGAGACAGCCUAUCACACAUGCGUCGGCAUGGAAGAUAUCGAUAAAAUUAUGAAUUUUUGCCGCAUCUUCACCGUGCUGUGUGAGGCAUUUUUCUAUGAAAUGUUUGCCAACGAAGAUAUACCUCAUUACUCUAUUAAGGGAUUGGAUUUAGUGCUCAUAUGUGUGGGACACUACGACUACGAAGUGGCGGAGAUAACCUUUAAUCUUUGGUAUCGUUUGAGUGAGGAGCUGUUCCAGCGUAAUAACGAUAAACUGACAUCGCAUUUUAAACCGCACAUAGAACGAUUGCUGGGUGCUCUGUAUCGUCUAACACAAAUGGAACCUGAUCAGGAGGGAUUAAUCGAUGAGAACGACAGUUUUAAUGAUUUUCGACGAAAGGUUUCCGAUUUAAUAAAGGAUGUUGCAUUUAUUGUUGGCUCUGGCAACUGUUUCAAACAGAUGUUUUACAAACUACAAGAGCCUGGCUGUACAUGGGAAUCAACGGAAUCGGCAUUGUUUAUCAUGCAAAAUGUAGCCAAAAAUAUAAUACCUGAUGAAAACGAAGUCAUACCCAAGGUUGUGGAGGCAAUUUUAAAUCUUCCCGAAAAUACCCACAUAGCUGUACGCUACACCUCAAUUAUGUUACUGGGCGAGCUAUGCGAUUGGAUCGAAAAUCAUGCUGAGAGUUUACAGGCUGUCUUGAAUUUUCUUUUGUAUUCGUUGCAACAGAAAAAUGGUUUGGCGGCCGCAGCGGCAAUUGCCUUAACCUCCAUCUGUGCAUCGUGUCGCCAAAAAAUGAUCUACCACAUAAGUGGCCUAGUGGAAAUAGCGAGAAGUUUAGAUAGCUUUGAAAUUAGUAAUGAUUUGGCCAUUGGCCUGCUAAAAGGCAUAUCAUUAAUUUUAUCCCGUCUACCAAAACAACAGCUGGAAACGGCAAUGCGUGAAAUCAUAUCGUUCCAGCUGCAGCCAUUGGCCAUAAUGGUGGAGAGCACGGCAACAGCGCCCAUCUGUAAGGGAGAACGUACAGAUCCUGCCUAUUGGGUUGAUCGAGCCUGUGCUGUAAUACGUCACACAAAUCCCGAUGUUAGCGACAAUGAAAUACAUCCCACACUGAAUAUACUCACAGAAGCAUGGCCACUGAUAUCCCGGGUAAUGGAUAAAUAUCAGGCCGAUGUACGUGUUAUGGAACGUACAUGCCGCCUUAUACGCUACAGUGUACGUAUGGUGCGCAAGCAAGCCUCAAUGCUAGUUGAACCGCUUAUCCAUCAAAUGGUCACACUGUAUGCUCUACAUCAUCACAGUUGCUUCCUGUAUUUGGGCUCCGUGCUCGUGGAUGAAUUUGCCAAGGUCGAUGAUUGCAUAAAUGUGCUGCUGGUAAUGUUGAAAUCGUUUAUCGAACCCACCUUUAAAAUGUUACAAGUGGAGAAUGGCUUGAAAAAUAAUCCCGAUACUGUGGAUGACUUUUUCCGCCUGUGCUCCAGGUUUAUUGACUGCUGUCCAUUGCCAUUUUUGCAAAGUGCAUUGGUAACACCGAUAUUUCAAUGUGCCCUGUUGGCAUGUACCUUGGAUCAUCGUGAAGCCAAUUCAUCGGUUAUGAAAUUCUUUUGUAAUCUCCUGAAAUGGGGACGUAGCAACAAUUAUAAAUUGCUGGAAUGUAAACCGUUGGUUCGUGAAAUAGCCGAACAAAAUGGUGAAGCUUUAGUUAUAAAUCUGAUACAAGCUUCAGUGUUUUGUUUGCACUCGUAUAUGUUACCCGAUGUUGCUGAAGUACUGACCGAACUGAAGGAUGUCAUCACACACGAACAAAUGGAGGCUUUCCUGAAGGUUGCUCUGCAAAGUUUGCCAAAGAAAAAUAGUGGAGGAUAUGUUACGGCAACUGAUGAACAAUUGCUGGAUUUUCAAGAAGCUGUUAUGAAAUCAACAACCACGAAAUCUGUAACAUUGGCUCUAAAAACCUUUACACGGUUAUAUCGUUAA
Musca vetustissima is the source of this 2832-nucleotide messenger RNA. RefSeq names its product transportin-3 (gene Tnpo-SR). Gene Ontology annotation, molecular function: small GTPase binding. Gene Ontology annotation, cellular component: nuclear membrane; cytoplasm. The record is from RefSeq and is a predicted model, not a curated record. The transcript has 5 exons. Gene Ontology annotation, biological process: protein import into nucleus. NCBI's taxonomy places the organism in Eukaryota, Metazoa, Arthropoda, Insecta, Diptera, Muscidae. Bases 13 to 2832 code for a protein of 939 amino acids.